AUGCAGGGUGAAUGCUGUGUUUCUGUUCCAUUUAACUUCCAGGUGUCCUACAUAGGCCAGGACUGCAGAGAAAUUCCAGAGCACCUCGGCAGGGACUGUGGACAUUUCGCCAAGAGGCUUGAUCUGAGCUUUAACCUUCUGAGGUCACUGGAAGGACUGAGCGCCUUCGGGAGCCUGGAGGAGCUCGUCUUGGACAACAAUCUGCUGGGGAACGACCUCGUGUUGCCAGGGUUACCCAGGCUCCAUACCUUAACCCUCAACAAGAACCAGAUCACUGACUUGGAGCAUCUGCUUGAUCACCUGGCAGAAGUGACACCGGCUCUGGAAUACCUCAGCCUGCUGGGUAACGUGGCGUGUCCCAACGAACUGGUCAGCUUAGAAAAGGACGAAGAAGACUAUAAGAGAUACAGAUGCUUUGUUCUUCACAAGCUGCCCAAUUUAAAGUUCUUGGAUGCCAGGAAAGUAACCAGAGAAGAACGAGAAGAAGCUUUGGUCAGAGGGGCGUUCAUGAAGGUGGUGAAGCCCAAGGUAAGCUGCCUAGGUCAUGAUCUUCUCGAGGGAUUUGUGUCUCACCUCACAGGUAGCUUUCUAGGGUUCAUGGAAAUGAUGCUCACUGACCUGUCAGGCUGA
Messenger RNA from Myotis davidii, 630 nucleotides. RefSeq names its product chromosome unknown open reading frame, human C10orf11 (gene LRMDA). NCBI's taxonomy places the organism in Eukaryota, Metazoa, Chordata, Mammalia, Chiroptera, Vespertilionidae. The transcript has 6 exons. Bases 1 to 630 code for a protein of 209 amino acids. The record is from RefSeq and is a predicted model, not a curated record. Gene Ontology annotation, biological process: melanocyte differentiation. Gene Ontology annotation, molecular function: protein binding.